UCUCGUCGCGAGCUGGUGGUGCACCGCGUAUUGAAACCGCAUCGUAUGCAUACGUAUGGCAUGUGAAUUCCUCAACUGUACGAUUUAGUUUCAUACCUGAGUGAAUAUCGGAGUAGUUCAGAAGAUGCGUGUGGCGUGCGCUUGACCACGGACGGGCUGCUAAGCGCACUGGCCCGUCUCCGCCGCGUCCCGCACCCCGCGCCCACACGAAACGCGGAUGGGCGCAACCAAUCUCCCAAAAUCCAAUCUUCUAGGCCCUCCCCUGAACUUGCCGCAGGUGACAGUAUGACGGUUGCCCGCGGUGAGGAAUCCCCAGAGCGGCUGGGCGGAGCCCUACGGCGCCUCCACUACAGAGCUACACGCCGUGCCCACUCAGCUGCCGCUCGACACCACUCAAACACGCCAAAGGUAGUGGUGAUGAGCAGCAGCACAACAUCCGAUAAAACCAUAAACACCAGCACAGACUCUGCAGCCACAGCCCUCACCUCCAUCACCGGGACCGAUGACUCCAUGGACGCAGAAGCCGACCCCCCAGAACUCCAAAACCUUAUAGACGACACCCCUCCACCCAACCCCCAAGGAAACCCUCCCUCUACAGCACCCCCACAUUACCACAGGGGGCAGGACAGCGGAGAAUUUGACCCCCCAUCCUACGCUAUUCCCCAGUCAGCCACAGACACCUUGGAUUCACCUAGGCCUGGACCAGCGAGGUUUAUCUUCGAUGUACCUAUGCCAGAACCUCAUCAGAAUCACAAGAAACCUGAAAAGCCCCGUAAUAAAACUCAAGUAAGCCAACCGAAUCCCGACCUAACAGCGCCCUCUACGUCAAUGCAAUAUGACAAAAUAGAACCACCAAAAAGUCCAAAAGUUACACAAACAAAAUACGAAACGCACUUCAAUUUUGAACCCGAAGCUGUAAGGAGAGGAAGUGAGCCCAGGGUCAAGAAAGACAAGGAAUAUUAUAAGGAUGAAGUGGCGAGGCUGCGGAAGCAACUAGAGGGGACAGAAGUCUUUACCAGAAGGAGAUCAACCCACCAGCAUUCCGUUCCACCAGCAUCUUCAAGACGACAAUCUACUGCAGCUCAAGUCCACGUUACGGCAAAUCCUUUGGACUCAGCAUCUUCUAUGCCGGCUGGUCGUACCACCAUCGUCGUGCAGCAGCCUUCCCUCUCCCUAGACUACGGUGGAUGUUCGACCAUCCUCAUCAGAGACGGAGAAGACGCUAGACGGAAUAGCAGGGCCUGUGAUCACAUCCAGCAGUUGUUAGACGUUACCAGUCAGUUCACUUCGGAAGAUUUGCACGAGUUUGAUAAAAGGUAUGGCAGUCCCCACCACUCAAGAUCCCAGUCUGUCAAAGCAGCAAGGUCACGCACUGGUGAAAGACAACUCCUUGGGCUGCCACAACAGAGGGCCAGGGUUGCAUCUAUGCCAAACACUGGUGUCGAAGAGGAAUACUAUCGGUUACGGCAUUUUAGUAUUACAGGUAAGGGAGUGGUGAAUCGUGGAGACUCUCUGCGAUCCAGAAGGUCCAGGUCAAACACAUCGGUAGCAUCCAGCGCCUCCAGUACGGAAGCUGUAACCAGAGCGUCUGCUCCUUGUUCGCUGGCAUCUUCCAGGGACUCGUCUGCUGGUCUCAGUUCAUACCGAGUGGUGGUGGUGGGCGGGCCGGGCGUAGGAAAAUCAAGCCUUGUGGGACAGUUCAUGACCUCGGAGUAUUUACACGCCUACGACACUAGUAUAGAUGACGAGUCAGGCGAGAAGUCAGUAUGUGUGCUACUAGCGGGAGAAGAGUCGGAGAUCACAUUCUUGGACUCACCACCAGACAAUCUUAUUUCUGAGGGCUGCGCACAUGGCUACUGCGUAGUCUAUUCGACUGCGGAUCGAGCCAGCUUUGCUGAAGCGGAACGGCGUCUUCAGGUAUUAUGGGCGGCGGGACAUACGGCACGCCGGGCUGUGAUACUAGUCGGGAAUAAGGCGGACCUGGCGCGCUCGCGGGUUGUGCCCACGGACGAGGGCAAAACUCUAGCUACGUCAUACGAGUGCAAGUUCAUAGAGACAUCUGUUGGCAUCAACCACAAUGUGGACGAGUUACUGGUGGGUCUGCUCACUCAGAUCCGUUUGAAACAGCAACACGCCGAACGUGUCAGAAAGCGAAGCAGUUCCCGCAAGAAUAGGAGCCGCGCUCGCUCUCCUCUUGAAGAUGUUGCUGCCCCCGCCGCUGCUCCCUCGUCCGCUUCCAGCACGCCACGGAAACGAACUCGCCUCUCUGCCAGUGUUAAGGUCCGUGGUCUCCUUGGUCGUGUAUGGGCGCGCGACUCAAAAUCAAAAUCAUGCGAGAAUCUCCACGUACUCUAGCAUUCGGUUGCCGAGCCCGUCGCCUGUUUCCCCUUCUUUGACUGCGCUGUCACUUAUUCUUAGGGAAAUAGCCCCCUAGCGUGACCUCUGUUUGACCCCUAUCAAACCGUAGCGACCUCUUACGAAAAAAGAUCAUUAAAAACAUAUGUAUUUUAUGCAAUAUUGAUAUCUAAAAUUGAGUAUAUACGAUAUAUUCAAUUUUAUACACAAGUAGUUUUUGUAAACAUAAUACAUUUCGUAUUAAAAUGGACAGCUUUUAGUAAGUUUUUCCAUUUUGGUACUAAUGUAUGAUUCCAAUUAUCGCCCCUAUUUUAAGUCCCAUUGAGGUCCAUCAAAUUAGUGAUUUAAUUUAAAAAUAUUAAUUAACGUCCAAAAUUACUUAAGCGUCCAUAUUGUAUUUUCUUUACAAAUGCAAUAAUUUUUAUUUAGAGUAGAUUUUUUAAUUUUUUAAUUUAAUUUCUUUAAUAUAGUUCUUUAAUAUAGUCAGGAGGAGGCGUCACGCUGUAUUCUUGGGGGAAGACGGGCCGGUGAGAGAUGAAUUUUAAAUUUUGUAUCGUUAGUGAACGAAAAUAUGGUUACAACGCCAUCUAGUUACGAAUUUUGGUACUAUGAGAGUGUCGGCGCACUUUGGCACACAUUGGCCGUACACACAAAUAUGAUUUGGCAUAUAUUUAUAUGUUACAUGAACGUUUAAGCUGUCGACGCAACAGCUCAAAACAACUUGCAACGGAUAUCUUAUUGUAAAUCAGUUUAAGCUUCAAAUAAGAGUGAAAUAAUAAAUUUGCAUGCUAAUUGCUAACAUUUGUAGCGCAAUGUUGACAUAAGACAUAAAUAUGCAUUCAAAAUGGCGGCUGGCAUCUUAUCUAUGGUGAUACUGUUCUUUUUAUAAAAAUCUAAUUCACAAUUCCCAUUUUGAAAAUUCAAGAAUUGUUCGUUUUGGUUAUAUCAUUUGUCACCAUAGAUAACAAAUUUAUACCACAGGUUAUACAAUGAUGAAUAGGCUUGGUAGAGGAAUUUGAAAGUAUUAGUAGGAGUAGUGGAUGCGUUACUAAUCAUUGCAGUGUGAAAAUAAUUGCGUAUUUUAUACAACUGAAUUUUUGUAUUUUUCCCUUUUUUGUCGUGAAUCAAUUAUUUUUACACUGUAUAGUAUAAAAAUACUAUUUUAUAAAAUGUAUUAUUAUGGAAAUUAUAUGUGAUCCCCGUGUCUCCUAAAUGUAAUGUUCAUUCACACCAAUUAGUAUUAAUAGGACCUAUUUAAUAUAAUAUACAAUUAAUGUAUGGAAUUUUACGAGUCGUUAUAAUCUCUUUUUGUUAAUACAAAUUUUAUCAAGUUUAUUAACCUUUCGAAAAUAGUGCUGCAAUUAUUCAAACGGAAUAGCGAUAUUGACAACUAACUGUCAAAUUUAUGGCCAGAGUUAAGGCAGAUUAAAUGUGGUUGUGGCACUAUAUACUGUUUGACAAAUAUAAAAUAGUGAUUGCUUGAUCUUAGCCAAAACCUUCAGCUUCAUUCUUGGUAAACCAGUUUUGGGUCCACGAAAACAAUUAAACGAAUUAGUUAUAGGCGUUAUAAGCCUUUGUGAAGGGUAUAAAUGUUUUGAAUACCUAUACACAUUAUAUAGCAAAACCUCUUUAAAUUUUUAAAAUUGGAAUAAAAUUCUGGCCCUUUCUCUGUCAAGUUGACAAGUUUUAUUUUUUAUUUCAACCUUUUUUAAAUUUGGAAGCAGAUUCCCAUGUAUGGUUUUGUAUAUUCUAUUUAAUUAGGUUUUGCUAUAUUCUGUACCAUACCAGUAAUAAAAUACACCAUUAACAUCUGGAUAGAUGUACUCGUAAUAGACAUUUUUGAGUGCCUCAAUUAGUGAAUUUGUUAAUCCCUCCGAAAUACCUGUUUGCCUUAUUUUAAUAGAAUUCCUUUAUGCGUGUGUAAUAGAAGCUAGAUUGAAUAAUACCAAAAAUAUUAAAAUAUACUUGAGGUAUAUUUUAAUGGCUUUGAUUGAUGUGUGUAGAUAUAAGUAAUUUGUGUCAAUGUAUUUUAAUAUUUUUCUAAGCAGCUCUAAUGAUCUACUAUUUAUGCGAGUAUCGAACUGUAAAAUAAUUUUUAAAACGCCUGAUUAUUACAAUUAUUUACCGACGUUUUGAGUACACAAGCACAUUUGCUUUUACAUUCAAAAUAAUACUUAUGACAAUUAGCAGUUUAUUCCGAUUAUGUAUUUGUUUAAUUUGAUUAUCAUUUUAAUACUGGCUUAUAUUGUUCCCAAAAUUCUUCUAUUAUGAGAUUUUAACCAGUGUUUUCCCACCGUUGACACUUUUUUUAAUACAUUAAAAUAGCUAUGAGCUGCUUGAAAAUUGAAAUGUAUCUAAAUGUCUAUUGAAGAACAAUUUAAUAUUAAGUCACGUAGGAUAAAUAUACUUUGAUAUUUCAUAGCACUUCAUAUGGCGUAUAAAGAAGUAUCAAUAAAGUUUUAGUUCCUACAGUAAUUCUUUAAGAUUUCAAUGUCACGAAAUUGUUCAAAAAAUGUGUAAAAAGGCACACUUUUUUUGAACAAUUUCAACAAAACAAAACAAAGAACAAGGUCCUUUAGUGUAGACCUUAAUUCAAUUCGAUCAGGAAUUAUCAAAGAAUAUUUAUCCUUAAUCAUAUAAAAGCUUAAACCCAGGGUCCAAACUAAACACCAAUUCCACUUUCACCCUUGGACUUUCCUGGCUCAUCUAUCAUCAGCAGUAGUAUACCAAGAAUACCCGUAUUCCAAAACCCUAUAAUCUAGUUUCAAGCAUUCCAUAACCAAAUUUGGCAGAUGGAACUAUAACUUUAUUCACGUUUUAGAAUUCGGGUUCUAUCGAUAGCAAAGGUUAGAGAUUCAGGGAUGAGACAAUAAUGUUCAAGAAUUAGAAAUCGAACAACGUUUAAAAAUGUAAAAACGGUUUUCAGAAGAACUCAAAUUGUUUAAAAGAUUUUCGUACUUUUAUCCGAUUCACUAACAUUGGAAUGUAAACAUUAAUCGACAUAAUGAUUGUAUGAUGUGACAGAGGUAUAUCAAGAACUUUAUAAUUUGUGAAUCCGUGUGUGGAAUUUCGAUCAAACGUUACGAACAUUAAAAUAGCCAAUGCUAAAAUGCUUGGUUACAUAAAUUUCUAAGAUACUACAUAUCAUUAGAAGAAACUAUGACAGCGUCGGUAUUCUGUAACUCCCACUAACGAUCCUUAUAGCGUACCUUUCACCGAAGGUAUCGGAUAUUCAGAGAACUAUCCAUCAAAAUCGAAAAUUAGUAAUCGAAAUUGCUUAUAAACAUGUCGAAAUGGCUUUUGCAGUCACUGUAGGAACACAGAACCGGAGCUAUUUCGGUUUGAUAAUCUUAAACUAUACUUUAAUCUGUAGACCAGUGUUUCCCAACGUUGGGCCCACGCCCCAAUGGCAAUUUGAUUGUUGGCUUUUCGAAACUUCAAGUAAUUUUAAUAAGGUUUUCAUUAUGUUUUGAAAAUUUACUUACUGUGAUUCGUUAACAAUUUCCUAGUCAUUUUUCUCAUACCUAUAAUUUAAGUAACUUAAGUAAACAAUCCAAUUCUGUAAUAUUAAAAGUACUUAUAAGAAUUUUAGAAAGGGACAAAAAUGUUGGGAAACACUGCUCUAGACAAUUUCACAGUAUUAGGACAUCUUAGAGGUGACAAUCCUGUCACAGCCGACUAUAAAAGAAUGCAUUGCAGGUACUUCCCAAUACCUCAGUCACAUCAUCGUAAGUUAUGGUAAAUAGAGCAGUGAUGCGCAAAGGCAAGACCAAAGCUUAUGUUGUUCUUAAGAAUUAUGAUAAAAAAUCUCUUCGUCGACAAAUUUGAAUUCACCAUAGUUUUUUAGCAUCUUUUCCAACUACUGCUGCUUUUCUAAGCUUCAAACGAGGUCCCCAAGUCUGAACCUAACGUAAGUUCAAGCCUAAAGUAAUCCCAUUGGACCAUGUAAAGCAAUACCUGUAAGUGUAGGGCAUAGAUUGUCUUAAACGUAGGCGUAGCUUACCUUAGACUUUUGUAUCCGGGCUGAGUACAAAUUUAUAUUUUCAAAAGUACCUGAGGUCCUCAGAAUACCUUAUGGAACGAGUUGCCAUCUUGUAGAACAUAAAUGAAAUCAUCUAGUUUCAAGAGCUGUCAAAAUAUAUCAGUUUAAAGACUAAUUUUGAGUUUGGAAAAAUCUAGUUCUAAUUACCAAUUGUAGAUGGCGCUUUGAUCAAUUUGGUAAAAUAAACAAUAAAAUAUAAAUUUGAACUAAGUCAUAAUUAUAUGUAAUGUCCUAAUUAUAUGUAAUGUCCUAAAACAUUUUCAAUUA
Pieris napi is the source of this 6664-nucleotide messenger RNA. RefSeq lists its product as uncharacterized. Bases 286 to 2355 code for a protein of 689 amino acids. Gene Ontology annotation, molecular function: GTP binding; calcium channel regulator activity; GTPase activity. Gene Ontology annotation, cellular component: plasma membrane. The record is from RefSeq and is a predicted model, not a curated record. The transcript has 15 exons. NCBI's taxonomy places the organism in Eukaryota, Metazoa, Arthropoda, Insecta, Lepidoptera, Pieridae.